This is a messenger RNA of Poecilia latipinna (sailfin molly), 1462 nucleotides long. RefSeq names its product ethanolamine kinase 1. The record is from RefSeq and is a predicted model, not a curated record. Gene Ontology annotation, biological process: phosphatidylethanolamine biosynthetic process. Gene Ontology annotation, molecular function: ethanolamine kinase activity. Gene Ontology annotation, cellular component: cytoplasm. Lineage: Eukaryota; Metazoa; Chordata; Actinopteri; Cyprinodontiformes; Poeciliidae. The transcript has 7 exons. The coding region runs from base 260 to 1351 and encodes 363 amino acids.
UGCCCACAGGAACGUUGGCCUCUGCUGCUGGGUCACACAAAUUAACAGUUUCACCGACUUCCAAGUGCCACAGAUGGCUCCUCUGAACCGAGCAGAGGCAUUAAAUGAUGAGUUCAUUUAAUGCAAACUGGAAAAAAUUCUAAAGCUGUAUGAAAAAAAGUGGCUCAGGCGAACUUUUAAGCAGGCGCCGUAUCUGGACACGUUCCAGCUGGUGAGAGGGCAAAAGAAGUAACUGAGAGGUUUGUUUUCUCUGUCUGAAAUGGACCCGGAACACGGAGGUUCUGGGGAUCAGCUCCUCCAUCUGGACAUUACCGUUGACGAGCGUGAACCCCGGAGAGGAAUCUUGGACCUUCUGAGCAAACUCCGUCCUGAGUGGAAGACGCCGCACAUUCAGAUGAAGACAUUUACAGAAGGCAUUACCAACCAGCUGAUUGGCUGCUACGUGGGCUCUCUCCAGGAGCCCGGAUGUGUUCUGGUGCGACUUUACGGCAGAAUGACGGAGCUCUAUGUGAAUCGCGAUCGAGAGGUGGAGAUGUUCCAGGUCUUCCAAGCGCAUGGCUGCGGGCCCGAGAUCUACUGCAGCUUCCAGAACGGCAUCUGUUACGAGUUUGUCCGAGGAAAUGUGCUGGAGGACGAGCUGCUGCGACAGCCGUCCAUCUACAGAUUGAUUGCAGCCGAGAUGGGAAAAAUCCACUCGAUCCAGCUAAAACGUGGCCAGCCGACAGAGCCUCAGCUCUGGACGAAGAUGUCUCAUUUUCUGACUCUGGUGAAGAGCAGCAUCACCAGGAAUCCAGCUGAGCAGGCGUGCACUAAAAGAACAUGUGAUGUAUCUGGCUGUAGCUCUUUACCUCUUCGAGAGGUGCCGAGCUAUGAAGUUCUUUUGGAGGAGAUGGAGUCGCUGAAGAGACACCUCUCCCAGACGGACUCGCCCACCGUCCUUUGCCACAACGACCUUCUCACAAAAAACAUCAUCUACAACUGUCAAGAAGGGUCGGUGAAAUUCAUCGACUACGAGUACGCUGACUACAACUACCAGGCUUUCGACAUCGGGAACCACUUCAAUGAGUUUGCUGGUGUGACUGACGUCGACUACAGCCUGUACCCGAGCCGGGAGCUGCAGAGGGACUGGCUGACCGCCUACCUGGAGAGCUACAAACGCAGCACUGGCCGCAACGUCACAGUUUCCGACGAAGAAGUCACGAAGCUCUACGUUCAAGUCUGCAAAUUCUCUCUUUUUAUAGUUCUGGGCAAAUUCACACAAAGAAGAGGAGGAGGGGAAAAAAACACUCACAUUAUGAGAUUAGUGCUCUCGUUUCAGCAGCAUCCAGAUGUGCGCAGACCUCCGAGAUGACAGAGUGGGCAUCACCUCACCGCCGCGUUCUGAUAAUUUACUUUUCCAGCAACAACCCUCCCGUUUUUGUCCCCCCCGUUUCCCUUCCCCCAAAACCCCCUAAAAGCAAAA